Trichobilharzia regenti is the source of this 3828-nucleotide messenger RNA. Lineage: Eukaryota; Metazoa; Platyhelminthes; Trematoda; Strigeidida; Schistosomatidae. The record is from the annotation of a GenBank genome assembly.
AUGACUCAAUCAUCCUACUUGAUGGCCUUCAUCCGGAGUCUAAUGGAAAAUAGUUCCAUGGACAUUCGAGAAAAAAAGAAACGUCAACUGGAGAAGGAUUUUACAGAAACAGGAGCUGUACUGAAUAUAUGUCUUACUGAAAAGCUUCCUGAUGUGAAUAAAAUUUUAAGCACCUAUGGAAUAGUUUCACAACGUAUUAGAGAUAACAAAACAUCUGUCACUAAAAUACAAAGAGAUCUUAUGGAAUGUAAAAGUUUGUUAUACUGUAAUAGAGAAGAGUUACGAAGGCUGUGGUUGGAACUUGUUGAACAGAGGAGAUGUUUAGAAUUGGUGGAUCAAGUGGACCGAUUACGUUCUACUCCAGAUGUAUUGAAUUGUUUAGUAGCUGCACGUGCUUGGUCUGAAGCAACAUUUGUCAUGAUUAAUGCAAAUUAUAUGCUUGAAUCAGAUAUUGCUUCAAUUCCUGCAGUUCAAGGAUUGAAAACGGAGCUGACACAAAAGAAUAAGUUUCUUAUAGACGAAUUGAAAAAAGAAUUGAAUCGUCUACUCUAUGAUAAACCGUGUACUUUAGCCUUGAAUUCACGUCUACGUAACUUGGAUUCACUUCAGCUCCGCAAGUCAUCAUAUUCUAAUUUUGAGGAUUCUGCCUCAAUCAAUACAACUGCUGUUACACACUUUGUUAGUUUACCACUUUCAGAUUGGCAUAGUGCUUCUGUUGUUGAACCAAUAGUUGAUAGUAAUCUGUAUAAAGAACCACGUGCAGUAGCUAAAUCUGUGGCUUUAUCAGCUGCAUCACAUGCUGCAAAUAAUGAAUCAUCAUCGAUUAAUCAAAAUGGACAAUCACAACAACACCAACAAACCAGUAUGUCUCAUUCUGAUUGGAUACGUGAAAUUGUCGCUGUAACACAUUGUCUUAUGCGUUUACAAAAGCUACCACAGUUUCUUGGUGAUUGGCGACCUCAAACGCAUAUUUCACAUAUGACAGGGACUGGUCAUGUCUUCUCUGCACCUCUAAUUCUUGGUCAAGGUUUAAUCGGUGAAAUCCACAGGUCAAUUGUCUUGAAAAUAAGCAAAGCAGUUGAAAAUAAAGCAAUUGCUCAAAAUGACAGUAUGCCAUUAUCGGAUAUGAAUUCUACUAGAUAUCUUAUCAAGCUGUUAGAAUUAGUAUUUGAUGCAUUGUUUAUGCAAGCUAGAGCGUGUCUUCUUGUAUUACGUGCGUUGAAUACAGCUAAACAGAAACAAUUUAAAGCGUCAACAGAAUUAGAAGGUUUGACGUGUAAAUAUAUUUGGUCUUGUGUACAGCAUGAAGUUUAUUGUAUACUACUGACACAUUUGGGAAAUAUAUCACCAGCUGAAUUAAAUGAAGCAGCACUUGCUUCGACUAAAACUGGUCUAUUGAAAUUACAAUCCUCACGUAAUACGACGAAUAAUGAUAUGAUUAUGAUGUCACCAGGUACUGAUAGUCAAAAUCUACCAAUAGAUCCAACCAAGGUCGAUUUAAACACCCUAAUGGGUCGUAAACGAAUGGGUGCAUUUAAUUUUGCUUCAAUCACAAGUACAAGUACAUCAGGUAAUCCUACUUCUAGUAAUUCGGGUAAUACUACUGCGAAUACAAAUCCAAAAGAUCCACAAUCAAAUAUCACCGGAGGAAGUGGCGGUAAUACGUCGUCAAGUGGUACUGCUAUUGGCGGUGGUGGUCAAGGCGGCGGUAGUUCAAUUGGUGGUGGUGCUGCUAACGCUAAUCAAAUUCAAAAUAGUGUCACUUUAUUCAGUUUUUCAAAUGCAUCACACUAUCUUGGCAUAUCUAAUUACGUGUCAGAGAAUCGUGCUAUGUCCUUCUUACCGGGUGUAGAGAGUAAAUCUGGCCAAAAUAUUAUUGAUAAAGCCGCUCCGAUUUAUCCGUUGGCCUGUAGACCAUCUGGGGAUAAUAUAUUAAGUGUAUAUAAAAUGGUUAUGGAAUUUAUUGAAGCUGUGGAAUGGGAAAUGAUUAAGUAUACAGAAUUAUCAGAUUUACAUUCUGCUGCAUUUCUACAUGCUGGUGCUAGUCAUGAUGAUCGUCAAAGAUGUCAGUUACGUGAACAACUGAAGAACUUUAUUUCAAAUACAUAUCUACCUGGAAAACUUUCUUCACUACGUAAUAAACUACAAAGAUCGCUGAAUUCUCCGGAUGCUUUGACAGCUGUUGUCUCUCAACAGACUAUUCGUGAAUUGAAUCUCAGCAGACCGAUUUUAAUGAUUGUUUACACAGUGGAUCAGUGUUUAGAGGAAGUGAGAAAAAUGUGUACAGCUUUACCAGAAUACGCGAAUGGUUGUCUACAAAUUGGUUUAACAAUAUUAGAUGAUUUUAUAACUGCUGCAUGGAGAUUGUAUAGAAAUAUUGGUGAAGUUGAAAAAGGUGGGGGUUUAGCUGUGCCAAGUUCUGAAUGGUCAAAAGAUGAUGAUGUUAGUCGAUUUUGGAAAAAAUUCCCAUCAUGGCAACGUAUGGCUACACAUGAAGCACGUCUAUUGGCUAAUAAUACACUAAUGGAGAAAGCCUUCACAAAGAAACGACAUGGUGCAAUUGUUGCUCCUCCGGGUAGCACCACUACAGCUGGCUAUGAUGAUGCAGGCAAGCGUGAUAACAUUAAUUCAGCAGAUAGAAAAGGUUAUUCAGAAGAGCAAAAACUUGAUGGAAGAGAUAAAGCUACUACUUCAGGAGAAGGUGGUGAUUCGACAAUCACACCAGUCUGUGCAAUCGCCUUAGGCUUAUAUAAUAAUGAUAUAAGUAGUUGUAUUGCUGGUGGAAGUAGUAUUAGUAGUAAUAUGCAUACAACAACUAUAAUACCAUUUGCUAAUGGACUAGGCAGUAGUACAGAUCAGACGGAUAAUGCAGAUAGAGGAUUGGAGUACAUGCGUUUACAUGGAAUAAUUCAUGAACGUGAAGCAACACGAUUAGCUGUAGCUGAAACAGAUCAAUUAAUUCAUAUGAUACGAGAUGAAUUACCAGAGGAUGGAAAUAAAUCAGAACAAAUUCUACCUACAUUACGUAAUAUUCAAUUGAUUAAAGUAUUAGGCCGAUUAACUGAAUCAUUGUGCUGGUUGUGUCAUCGUGUUCUGAGCUUAGACACAUGGACACAAGAAUCUAAAAAAUAUCAAACGCGAUUUAACUUACGAAAUAAUUCUAUGGGUGGUGGUGGUGGUGGCGUUGGUGAAGAUGCAAGUUGUCCACCUGUAGAUUAUUAUAAUUCAUUUGUUACAUAUGCUAAAGAAUUGAAUCGAUUAUCUGAAGCCUGUCUGCUAAUGACCUAUUUGGAAGUACGUAUACAAGCAUUCAAUUAUUUUGGUACACUCCCAGAAGAUGUUACAUAUUGGUGUCCAUUGGAUGAUGUCGACGUAGAUAAAUAUGUAACAGAUUUUCUGUUGUUUAUUGAACAAGUUAAAGAUUUAUCGAUUCAUACGUUUAGUCGACAUAAAUUUCGGUUUAUUUUUGAUGGUCUUGGUGAUUUCAUUUCACAACUGCUACUUCGUUUAAUUCCACAAAUUGAAAGAAUGAAUGCUAAUGGGAAUAAAAAGAUGUGUCGAAAUGUUUAUCGUCUACAACAAGCAUUGACAACAUUAACUGAAAGUCAUGAAUCUGAUUUGAUUCGAGUUAAACAGCUAUAUGAAUUGUUCUUCUUAACACCUGAAAGUGUUGUCAAUCGCUUGAUGGAACAAGGUACAGCGUUUGAUCAUACUGUCUAUGCUAAUCUCUUACACUUGUAUCGACGUAGUCAUUCCACAUAUGCUUAUUCCAAAAUACAAAGUUGUAUAGCUCGACUGGCGACUGUUACACCAAGUGGACCGAUAUAA